AUGGCUUCAUCAUUCGGGAUCGGAAACGCCUUCAAGUCAUUCUGGCAUACUAUGACCAGCUAUGACCGACAUUCAACCACCGAAUCCCCAUACCGAAGUGGUCGCCAUGUGCCUCUCAACCAGGGAGGGCGAAUGGGCCUCACAUCCAUCGCUACUGCGUCAGAAUCCCGCGCCGACAUUACUUCACCCUACACCGAUGAGCAGAGGCGGCUUUCCACUGCCGGGGCGAAUGAUACAUCCUACCAAGGCGCAAUGCCAUCACCUGCGCUUAUGAGUCCCGGACCCGGUCGCCCUUACUCCCCAGGUCUUCGAUCCGAGAACGCGCGGCGCCACAGCCAGACAGAUGGAUUCGAGACGCAGAGUCCUGCCGGCGAAAUCCCUAUGCAGUCUUUCGAAGACGGUCUUCCCCCACCCCCUCCAGUGGAGCAUUCCUGGUCCAGGAUCGAUCAAUGGGCAGAAGAAAAUUACCCGGAAUUGUUUGACCAGAUUUGCGAGGGUUGCACUACCAACGACAUCAAUGAACUCGAGCACCAGCUUGAUUGCUCCCUCCCUCAGGACGUUCGCGAGUCGCUGCAGAUUCACGAUGGACAGGAACGCGGUGGCAUACCAACUGGCAUCAUCUUUAGUUCCAUGUUGCUCGACUGCGAGGAAAUGGUGCAGGAAUGGGACAACUGGAGGAAGGUCAACCAGGAAUUUCUACUGGAGACGGCAGUUGCCAAACCGGCCGCGCCCUCCAAAGCCCUCGGCGGCAGCAGCAGCGAAGCAUCAUCUUCCAGGGCCGCUGGAAGUGCCUCUCCCUCGUCUCGAAAUGCGAUGUGGCGGGAGAACUUGCUGGCCCGCCAGGACUGUGUUCCCCCCAAUGCUGUGAGGAAGGCUUAUGCACACCCUGCCUGGAUCCCUCUUGUCCGCGACUGGGGAGGAAACAACCUCGCCGUCGACCUGGCCCCCGGACCUGCUGGUCGAUGGGGCCAGAUCAUCCUCUUUGGCCGCGAUUACGACACAAAGUAUGUGGUGGCCAAGUCGUGGGCUGCCUUCCUGGGCGUCGUGGCCGAUGACCUGAACAGCGGCAAGUGGUUCAUUGACGAAGACACCAAUGAGCUGAAAUUGCGCGAGUUCAAGACCACUCGCGUCGAGCCGUCAUACUUUGAUAUUCUGAGGUGGAGACUGGACCAGAAGUAUGGACGUCGUGUCAACAAGCGUAAAUCGGUGGUUCCUGGCCCUGGCUCGCCGACUACACCUGGAUCCCCCUACGCCAGCCCGACUGAACCCAGCGCAGAGCCCCGCGGCCGACCUCUGCAGCGCCUCAGUGCAAGCAGCCCCCUCGCCAGCCCCAAUCGACCUGGCUAUGGGAAACCGAGUCCUCUAGCCCGCGUCAACGAGGAGGCAUCGCUUCCCGAGCUUGAGAUUCCAACUGGCAAGGCCCGCGAGAAGCUGGUCGACUUGGACACGCCAAGAGCUAGCGGCGACGGCAGCUUCACACCAAGGCUCAACGCACUUGCGAAUGGCACUGCCAACACGAAUGGCGAAAAUCACUCGGAUGAGCCUGAUGUGCCCACCACCAAGGCAAUUGCCAAAGAGCCAGAGGCCAAGGAGGAUGCAAUGAAGACGAUCGAGAUAUAG
Thyridium curvatum is the source of this 1620-nucleotide messenger RNA. RefSeq lists its product as uncharacterized. Gene Ontology annotation, biological process: cell wall biogenesis; regulation of fungal-type cell wall biogenesis. NCBI's taxonomy places the organism in Eukaryota, Fungi, Ascomycota, Sordariomycetes, Thyridiales, Thyridiaceae. The record is from RefSeq and is a predicted model, not a curated record. The coding region runs from base 1 to 1620 and encodes 539 amino acids. The transcript is spliced from 3 exons. Gene Ontology annotation, cellular component: mating projection tip.